ACCUAACGCCUAACCUAAAAAUAACUUUUUAGGAUAUUCUGGAAACGGAAGAUAAGAUUUUGCAUUCGAGUCUCCAAAUAUCGGUCCGAACAGUCCAGAAUCGACGCUAGGAUGUCAAGCCCCACUCCAACAACCACAACAACAUUUGGAACAACAACUUCUGAAGUCACAACAGCUGCAGCAACAACAUCUUCUGCAGCCACCACAGCGUCAGAAGCAGCAACAACUGUAGUAACAACAGCAAUUGCAGCAACAACAACUAAAACGGAAAAGACAACUACAGCUGUAAUAACAACGUCCAUCCCGAUUGGUCAAGUGGGCCAACUUAACUUUGCAGUAUUUAAGAGAACUGCCGUGUUGCCUCCCAGCCCUACGCGAUCAGCUCAUCCCGGACGUUCACCAACUAAAUUUCAAUAUGAUCACUUGAUUUGCACCAAACCAAUUAGCUCGAGUUUUGUCAAGCCGAGUUUUUUCACUUUUGAAAGCACCCAGCCUACUCCGAUCUCUUCUGAUCAUUUGUUCACAUUGUCCAGAUUCGGAGGUUUUACUCAACCAGCAAAUACUUCAACGCUUGGAAGCACAACUGGCAAUCCACCAAUUUCACCAAACUUAAGAUCACCCAAAUCGCCGGUUUUUGUUGCGCCAAAGUCACCAGGAUUUUUGGGACAGCAGAACUCAGCAAUCAGCUCGAUUUUUGGUACGAUGCCCAUGGCGGCUAUGGGUGUAAGUGGCACAGGAAACUGGGGAACUGGAUUCGUUAAAUAUCAACCAUCAAUGGGCACGGAUGUUUUCAUGAAGAAUGAACAGGUAACCAGCAUCAACACAAAGCAGUACUGCAUCACCACCAUGAAAGUUUACGAGGGGAAGUCACUGGAGGAGCUUCGGAUGGAGGAUUAUUUGUCCAACAAUAAAGGUCCGCGGGCAGGAGCUGUGGAUGUUCUCUGUCCCAACACUCCUCCGGCAAAAAAUCUCCUUGGAGCGCCGGCUCAGGCACAGCAGGUAAAUGGGAACUUUGGACAGCAGCCAAUCCCAUUUGGGAACACCAACGUGAUGCCGGGAUUUGGGCAACAACGUGCUUUUGGAGCUGGUCAAGCAUCAGCCGGGGGUGUGAUCAAUAAGCCUCCAGCACCUACAAUGACUACUUCGAGCUUUGGCUUUGGCAACACAGCCAACACUCCGCCGACAAAUCUCUUUGUCCCUCCUAAACCUUUUGGGCCUCCGCCGGUCACUGGGAAUGUUUUUGGGGCCGGACAGUCAGCCCAAACGGCUUUUGGAAAUCCUAUUGCGCCACCAGCCUUUGGACAACCAAAUAUUUGUUUUGACCAAGCAAAUGUUCCUCCAGGUCAUCCGUUCUUUGGGUCGUCGCCAAUAAUUCCUGUUUUUGGUCACACUAUCGCUGUCUUUGGAAACCCCGUUCUGGGGCAGAUGAUCCCGAACUACUACACUGAAGCAUUCAGGCCUUACAACAACCCUUUUAAUGCCGAUGGCAACCAGAAUAGAAGUUCCCACGUUGAUGCCAAACUGGAUGCUCUCGCAAACAGUAUGAAUGAACUCAAAAUGAGCUUCGAGAUGAAAAUGAAUUCUCUGGAAAUUAGUGAGCUGAAGAGGAAUAUGCAGCGUCUCGAGGAUGAGAAUAAGAUGCUGAAGAAUGUUGUGGAGAAAACUCAAAUGGAUCUGGGAAAGUUGAAUGAGGAAAUUGCGAAACAACAGAAGAAGCAUUCCCCAAGCAUUGAGAUUCAGGGAGUACCAAAGAGUUACAAGGAGGGCAUAAAUGUGAUAUCAAUUGCAGUUUUGUUGCUCCGUGAAGUACUUGAUGUACCCAUAUUCGAGAGGGAUAUUACAUUUACGAAAAUUCUACAAAGCAGUGAGGAGGAAGAGGAAAAGGGGACCCUUUUGGUGAAUUUCAGGAGUCAAGAGAUGAAAUCACGUGUUAUGACAGCGAAGGAUUCCAAGAUGAAGGAUAAUGGGAAGCUUUGCAUUAAUUUUGAGGGAAAUGAAAUGCAAAUCAACAUAAUAGAUGCAACAGAACAUCAAGAGAUCAAGUCUGGAUCUUCCGAAGCUUCUGCAAGUCCCUAAUUAAAUUAAUUUACAUUUUGUACAAGUUCUUUCGUCAACCAGAAAAUCUUUAAUCUGUAUAUUUUCCAGGAAGGUUUUUUGGAUAAAUGUUCAAUUGAAAAUGUUACUUGAAUUAUUAUUUAAAAAAUAAAUUUCUUAUUUUCAA
This is a messenger RNA of Lutzomyia longipalpis, 2221 nucleotides long. RefSeq names its product nuclear pore complex protein Nup98-Nup96-like. The transcript has 2 exons. The coding region runs from base 112 to 2076 and encodes 654 amino acids. The record is from RefSeq and is a predicted model, not a curated record. NCBI's taxonomy places the organism in Eukaryota, Metazoa, Arthropoda, Insecta, Diptera, Psychodidae.